CACGCCUCCUCGUCUCGCGACUCUCUUGCGCGGUCCGGUGUUUUGCCUCCUUUCGCGUCUUCCUCGGAUGCAAGGAUGGCUCGAGCCUCCGCCGCUCUCGCCCGGCCUCUGCUCUUCCUGCUGGCCCUCGGUUCCACCGCUCGGGUCGGCGCUGAAGCAGGGACAGCCGGUCUCAGCGGGGCGCGCAAGUCCAAUGUGGUGCUGAUUCUGACAGACGACCAGGACGUCUACUUGGGGGGAAUGACACCUUUGAAAAAGACCAAUGCUCUUAUUGCAGAAAUGGGCAUAACUUUCUCAAAUGCAUAUGUACCCAGUGCACUGUGCUGUCCUAGUAGAGCCAGCAUCUUGACAGGAAAAUAUCCACAUAAUCAUCAUGUGGUGAAUAAUACUUUGGAAGGAAAUUGCAGCAGCAAAUCCUGGCAGAAGAUUCAGGAGCCAUAUACCUUUCCAGCUCUCCUCAAGUCUGAGUGUGGCUAUCAAACAUUUUUUGCUGGAAAAUACUUGAAUGAGUAUGGAGCAGAGGAUGCAGGAGGACUUGGCCAUGUUCCUCCUGGAUGGAGUUUUUGGUAUGCCUUGGAAAAAAAUUCCAAAUAUUAUAACUACACACUUUCAGUAAAUGGAAAAGCACGUAGGCAUGGUGAGAACUACACUGUGGAUUAUCUCACAGAUGUACUGGCCAAUAUGUCCUUGGAUUUUCUGGAACAUAAAUCCAGCUUUGAGCCAUUUUUCAUGAUGAUAGCAACUCCAGCACCACACUCACCUUGGAUAGCUGCUCCUCAGUAUAAGAAGAGUUUUGAGAAUAUUAGUGCUCCAAGAAACAAGAACUUCAAUAUCCAUGGAAAGGACAAACAUUGGCUUAUCAGACAAGCAAAGACUCCAAUGACAAAUUCUUCCAUACGAUUUCUAGAUGAUGCUUUUAGGAAAAGAUGGCAAACACUUCUGUCAGUGGAUGAUCUAAUAGAAAAACUUGUGAAGAAUCUGGAAUUUCAUGGAGAGCUGGAUGAUACAUAUAUUUUUUACACAUCAGACAAUGGAUUUCAUACAGGCCAGUUUUCUUUGCCUAUUGACAAACGGCAGCUGUAUGAAUUUGAUAUUAAAGUUCCAUUGCUUGUUCGAGGUCCAGGAAUCAAACGCAACCAGACGAACAAGAUGCUUGUGGCGAACAUUGAUUUGGGUCCUACUAUUUUAGAUAUUGCAGGCUAUGAUCUCAAUAAAACCCAGAUGGAUGGAAUGUCAUUGUUACCACUGUUGAGAGGAGAAAUAAACAAGACCUGGAGAUCAGAUGUUUUGGUUGAAUAUCAAGGAGAAGGCCAUAACAGCAGUGAUCCUACUUGUCCUGCCCUUGGGCCUGGUGUUACUCAUUGUUUUCCAGACUGUGUUUGUGAAGAUGCGUAUAACAAUACUUAUGCAUGUGUAAGGACGCUAUCGACUUCAUGGGAUCUGCAGUACUGUGAAUUUGAUGACCGUGAGGUGUUUGUUGAAGUUUACAACCUGACUGCAGAUCCACAUCAGAUUACUAAUAUUGAAAAAACAAUAGAUCAAGAAAUUUUAGAAAAAAUGAAUUAUCGGCUAAUGAUGUUGCAGUCCUGUUCUGGAACAACUUGCCGCACACCAGGAGUCUUCGAUCCAGGGUAUAAGUUCAACCCACAUCUGAUGUUUGGCAACCAAGGAAUUCAGACUCGCAGACUUCUUACACCUUCGCUGUAGCUGUACCUGCCACCUUGUUUGUUGCCAAGUCCAUUUCUCUGAAAUGACUGCAGAAAACAGUCUAACCCAUUCUGACGUCUUGAGACACUUGAACAGUUGAUCUUGCUGGUCAAACAAUCUCUAGCCAUGAGUUACUGACAUGAUCUUUCCUAGCCUACUCAAAUCUGAUUACCACACAGAAUAUUUCAUCUGAAGUUAAAUAUUAAUUUGGGAUGUGAAUCUUAAUAUCCUUGUUUGGUCUUGUUAUACACAGAGGUUAGGGCUGCUGUCUCCUAAUUACAACCACUACCUAACAGGCUUUUAAAAAGAUACAGUGUGCAUCUCUACUGCUUCCAUUCUGAGUCUCGUGAAUUAAAUUAAGCAGGCUAGUUGCCACUUGUUUCCUUCUCUGCUUUUCAGGGUUCACAUGGAAUCACUGGCUAGAAUCUGUGUGCCUGCUAUUGUCUGAUAUUACACGUAUGUGUUACCUACAGAAUCAGCUCAAAACUUUGAGUCAGAAUCAAGUAAACCAUUAAAUGAGAAUUCCUCCCACCAACUGUAUUUUCUGCUUGGAAUGUACACUGAAGUAGUAUAAGUCCCAUGACAAAAUUAUACUGCCUACCACUCUGAGUAUUUAAACUGGAACUUGGGCCUACUUGUUAGAAGAGAAGGUAUAUCUAGAUCCAAUAACUAAAAUGAAAAUUGAAUUACAGCUUCAGGUGCAGAAAUUCCUUCCGUUCUAGGACAGUUUUUUUCACUGAUGCAUUUGCACCCAAAUCCUAAGCUGGAUGGCUAUCACAUUGGAGCACAGUUGUAUUCUUCACUUGUAAUGCAAUGCAUUUUUAUACUGAAUAGUUCUUAAGAAAUGCCUUCACAAACAGCUGGUCAUUGUGUAAUUGCUAAGAAAAAGAGCUUUGAGAAUGGAUUUCUUGCAAAUGCUGUGAACCUGUCCUGGCAAAGCAGCAGUCAAAAGGCUAGCUGUUUCUCAAAAGAAAACUUGCAUCUUUAUGACAAUCUAUUAAAAAGGAUAUAACUCUUAGCAUGGAUAGAUAAUGUGAAAUAUGAUUUUCAUUUUAUAACUUAUGAAAUACUUUAAUCAGCUUUUAUGAUAACUUAGUUUUUUCUGUGAAGGGGGUAGGUAAAUAGCACAUGUUAAGAGCAAAUGACUGAAAUACAGUUGAACAUUUGAUCAGGAGUGAGAUCCUCCUCUAAGUGCCAUUUCUUCCCAUCUUUAUACUUCAGUGAAUCUUGUGCUUUGAUUUAUUGCAGCUGAACAUGUUCAAGCUUUUGUACUGUAUCUUUAGUUUCAUCAAUUUAGAGAGAUUGUUAAGGAUCUAAAUCAAACAAUGCAUGGAAAAAGCUGUCAUGAGGUUGGAUCCAAGUUUAUGUCAUCCUUGAGAUAUAAUAAUUGAAAUUGGUGGCAUAUAUUACUCAUGCCUAACUUGCCUCUAGCUUAUUUGAAUGCAUAAGCUGUCAACUAUGACCAAGUCUGGACUUAAUAGUUAUAUGGUUCUGAAAUCAGAUUUGUUUUACCAUCACAUUUAAUGCUUUCAAAGUUCCAGCAGGUUUUAAUAGUCCCAAGAAAGUGAUUUAAUUUCCUAUAUCAUGUAAAGUGACCUCUAACAUACAGUUGAUGUACUGUAGGUUUAUGCCUAGCAAAAUACUUAAGAUUAUUUUUAUGCCUGGGUCAGAGUAAAGUUGUAUUAUAUCUUCCCUUCAUGCUAUGGUGGCUAACCAUGCAGAAGCAGUACAAAAUCUAGAACAGACAAAAAUUCAAUUCUGACCUGUUCCUUAUCUUAAUCUUGUUUUUCUUGUGUACAACUACUAUAGAAAUCCACUGAUGGAUUUUUCACAGCUAGUUAAUGUGCCUGUAAACCACUUUUAAAUUUAGUAGCAAUGUAAGGAGAAACCUGGCGUUAUUACUGUGAAAGUAAUAACCUGGCGUUAUUACUUGGAUAGUUUUGCUUUCCUAUUAGAUUAAUGGUUUUACCUUACAACACUGACCAACUUGCACUUCAAAUGCUUUAACUAUUUAACAGUGAUGAAAGUUACAUAUGCUUACAACUUCAGUAUGAAAACCAGGCAUAUUUUUGAAGAUUUCGGAUUGUUUCCAAAGAAUCAAGAGAGAAAAAUACAGAUUUGGAUUUGAUAACCAUCUGAGUCUGAAUGAGAAAUAGCAUUAAGGUACUUCUAUGUAAUAGCUACUCAACAUUAAUCUUCCUAUGCCCCCGAUUUAAUCACUUUAACAAAAAGGAAAAUUAUAAACACUAUAAUCACAUACAAUGCAUAAAAAAGUUUUGGCAACUCUCUACCUGCACCUUACUGCGAAGUUACUAUGCUACUGUUGGUUACUAAAAUGGGCUUUAUAGAAUACUAGUUGUAAUAUGUAAGUGUAACUUGUUCAUACAUAAAAGGGAAACAUGUCUGGCAACUGUAUGACAAGCCAUUCAGUGGGGAAUUUUUCUGUCUGGCAAGCUGGUGUUAACAAUUGUUUGAUACAUGGAACUGUUGCCAUAUUUCAUAAGCAUCCUGAGUUGCUGUGACUGCUAAAUUGGAUUUUAUUGUGCUUAUGCACAACAUUUUGCAGGAACAAAUGCAAAUUAGUUUUAUUGAUUCAUCUGGAAGGGCUAAGUAAUGUUUUCGCACACUACGCUAAAAACAGCUGUUCCUCUUUUUAAAAACAAUGAUCCAAAAGCAAAUGCUUUAAAUGACAAAUUGCCCUUGGAGAUGUUCUAUUCGAUACACUAAGAGUCACUGCAUCAACAGUAUGCAUCUUUGGGUUUCCAGGUACUUUUAUGGCAAUCAGACUUCUUUUGUUCUACAUUGAUUAACAUCAGAAACUAGUGGUAGCUUUGUUUGCAAUGCUACUUAAAGCCAUAACAGUCGCAUAGUCUUCUUUAUCAUAAUAAAUGUCAUUAAUGUGUCUGUGCAGUAUGGCAACUAUAAAUACAUGUUCUCUUCUUCAGUAUUUUGAUUAGAAAGUGCCCUUUCAAGGACCCUGUAUAUUGCUGCACACUUUUCAGUGAUUAAAUUUGUCUACAAUAAAAUGUUUGAGCAUUAAAAAUCA
Molecule: messenger RNA, 4753 nt
Organism: Candoia aspera
Lineage: Eukaryota; Metazoa; Chordata; Lepidosauria; Squamata; Candoiidae
Gene: GNS
Product: glucosamine (N-acetyl)-6-sulfatase
Exons: 14
Coding region: 76-1707 (543 amino acids)
Biological process (GO): glycosaminoglycan metabolic process
Molecular function (GO): N-acetylglucosamine-6-sulfatase activity; glycosaminoglycan binding
Source: RefSeq, a predicted model, not a curated record